This is a messenger RNA of Xyrauchen texanus (razorback sucker), 1482 nucleotides long. RefSeq names its product sialic acid-binding Ig-like lectin 14. The record is from RefSeq and is a predicted model, not a curated record. The transcript has 7 exons. The coding region runs from base 1 to 1419 and encodes 472 amino acids. Lineage: Eukaryota; Metazoa; Chordata; Actinopteri; Cypriniformes; Catostomidae.
AUGAAGACAACAGCGCCGCACUGUGGUUAUGAGAGUGAUGACAGCCGACAGACAGGCGCGUCUUUUUGUCGUCUAGGUUUGGCUCGCGCUGACAGGUCCGCUGUGACAUCCGCUCUAUCAUCUCAAUACGGACUAACAACUUCUGUAGACAGUUUCUGCCCAUCCGUGCCAAGACUCCCUUUAAAGCAUCUUCGCUUUAAAUUCAUCCUCCGUUGUAUAGAGCUGCUGACAGGUGUUUGGUGUGGAAAGUUCAACAUCAGUCUGCCAGAGAAGAUUGAAGCUCUGAGUGGAUCCUGUGUGCUCAUAGAGUGUGCAUUUGAGAUUGAAGAAAGAUUUCACCAAAAUCUUACUGAGAGUGCUGCAGGAAUAUGGUUUAAAGAUAAUUCUAAAAAUCCAGUGUUUAACUCCAGAAAUCCCAGUGAAAAACACUUCAGAGGGAAACUAACUGGAAAAAUAGAAGAGAAGAACUGCACCACUAUCUUUUAUGAUGUUAGUUCAAAUCACGAUGGAAAAUAUUACUUCAGGAUUGAGGGUAAUGGUGGACUGAAAUAUACCUAUCAUAAACCCGAUGUCACUAUAAAUGUCAUUGACUCUCCUCAUAACCCCACAGUGAAGUUGUAUGUGGAUGAGAAGGAGGUGCAGAGUCAGCAGGAGGUGUUGGAGGGGAGCUCUGUGUGUCUGUCCUGCUCUGCUGAGACUCUCUGUUCCUCUCCUCCAGCAACUCUCACAUGGAGCUCCACUUCCAGACAUCCCUUCAGUCUACAGGAGAAGCAGAAUCAAAAUAAACUCAUCUCUCAUCUCAACUUCACUGCUACUCCCCUUCAACACACAGUCACUUUCACCUGCACUGUCACCUACCAGCUACAGGACAACAACAAAACAGCACACAGCAACCUCACAUUACAUGUUACAUAUGCCCCUAAAAUCUCUCUCUCGUCCAGCUGUAACAGAACUGAUGUAACCGUGUGUUUGUGUGAGGUUGAUGGGAAUCCCUCUCCUAAACUGGAGUGGCAUCUGUCUGGACGUCCUGUCACUAACUCUACAAUCAUGUCCAUCAGUGAAGAGCGAUUGAGCAGCACAGUUUUGAGGAGCUUCAUCACUCUACAUCACUCACUCACACACACAUCCACUGUGCAGUGUGUCACCACAAACACUCAUGGCAAUGACAAACAACUGUUCCAAUGGCUUCUCUAUGCUCAAGAGUCAACAGAAUGUCAACAGGCUUCAGUUCCACUCCUGAUCCUUUUAACACUGAUUCUCCUCCUGUAUGCUCUGACUGUUGGACUUGGCCUCUACAAAAUUAGACAAUUGUCCACCAAGAUAAAGGCACAGAAUGAGGCUGGCACUUAUGCGUCUCUUCAGCUCUCUGCUCCAAGCUCUGAUUAUGAGACUUUGAAUGUCAAUAAAGUUGACAAAUGAUAAAAAAUACAUGUUUCACAAGUUCACUGGUUUGUACAGUUCAUAGAGCAUACAGUAAAUAGA